Electrophorus electricus (electric eel) is the source of this 1133-nucleotide messenger RNA. It is a transcript of the gene mrpl9, whose product is annotated as mitochondrial ribosomal protein L9. The record is from RefSeq and is a predicted model, not a curated record. Gene Ontology annotation, cellular component: ribosome. Gene Ontology annotation, biological process: translation. Gene Ontology annotation, molecular function: structural constituent of ribosome. NCBI's taxonomy places the organism in Eukaryota, Metazoa, Chordata, Actinopteri, Gymnotiformes, Gymnotidae.
AGCAACCCAUCGCUUUUAAUACAGAAAGCAUUCACAUGGUAGUUAGCGAGCUAGCCAUAUGAAUACAGUAGUCAUAUGUUAGUUUAUGAAAUGCCUCCGCUUUUUUAGGACAGAGUAUCAAAAUUAAUAAAGUGUUACGUGUAUUUAAAAACCUUGGAUUAUACCUAACACCAACUAGCUAAAUAGCUGUCACUGCUGUUCUCUUACUGAUCAUGUGGACGCUGGUGUCUGGUCGCUUUGCCCUUCACAAUUCCUGCAACUUCUCAUAUGUAAAGGCUACAUUAUUUCGUGCACAAAACAUUUCGCAAACGGCUUGCAAGAACACAGUUGUCGUGGAACGCUGGUGGCAGGUUCCCCUGUCACAAGAGGGUCGUCCACCCAGACUCUACAGCAAUAGACAUAAGGUCUAUCGCUUGGUUGAGGACAUGAAACACCAGCCUCAGUGCAAAAUGGAGCUUAUCCUCACACAGACAGUGCCCAAGCUCGGUGGACGUGGGGACACGGUGUUUGUAAAAAAAUCAUUAGGGCGUAACAAGCUACUGCCUGAAGGCCUGGCUGUGUAUCCAUCUCCAGAGAACAAACACAUAUAUGCUGAAGAACGAAGGAUACUUUGUGAAGGAAAGCUAGAAGAUAGAAUCCAAACAUGGACCGGUAAGAAAACUGUUGAAUUCCUGAAGUCUGCCAAACUUGAAAUCGGAAUGCAUACCCCAAUUAAGGAUAAACUCACAAAAGAAGUUGUUUGCCGAAGAUUCCUGCGAAUGCUUGGUGUGGUGGUGCCACUCCAUGCCUUGACACUACCAGAAGAACCAAUCCAAGAACUGGGAGACUACUGGUGUGAAGUCACAGUUAACGGACUGGAUACAGUACGAGUUCCCAUGUCUCUUGUACCCUUCAUGGAAUCAAGGCUGAUGAAGCUCAGAAAGCAAGAGGAAGAACAGCCCAACACUGAAUAAACAGCCUGUGGAGGUUACCUUCUCUGACAUGCAGGAUACUGAUUAUGGAAAUGCUUACAUCUCUGAAAUGCUAGUACUUCUCCUAGUAACCUCUCCUUCUCUAUGCUUUCUUCAGCCUUUUCCUGUGUGAUGUUUGUUGAACAAUUUAAAAUAAACAUGGACACACAGUGAAGCCCAAAA